Daphnia pulex (common water flea) is the source of this 936-nucleotide messenger RNA. RefSeq lists its product as uncharacterized. The record is from RefSeq and is a predicted model, not a curated record. NCBI's taxonomy places the organism in Eukaryota, Metazoa, Arthropoda, Branchiopoda, Diplostraca, Daphniidae. Bases 45 to 860 code for a protein of 271 amino acids. The transcript is spliced from 2 exons.
UCUCACGUGUGCAGCAAAUACUACUUCAAUUCCUCUACUUUUUCAUGGCUUUGAUGCCUACGCGUUGGAUUCGUGAUUCUAGCAAUCCGGCUCAUGUUUUUCUCGAAAAAUUGUUUGAGGACGGUGCCAUUGAACCUACUACUCAACCUAAAACUAUCUUCGAAGCACAUGAAAUCUUUAAAAGUUCUAAGUUCUCGCUGGCUGUAUUUCGUAAUGUGUUCAACGAAUUGAAAAGCUCAACUGGUCUUUUAUUACGGAAGCGACAAGCUGAAGUGACUGCCUCAAAUGAGUCUAGCAGCAGCAGUGGAAGCGUAACAAAAGUUUCCAAAUUAAAUGAAGAAGGUGCUACUGCUUUUGAAAAUCUAGACUCGAGGUUUAGUCAUCAUAACCAACCAAUCCUCGUCUCUGUUUACAAAGACCACGAAACAGAGCAAGAAAAAGUCAUCAUGCUCUGCGUCCUCCCAAACGACGCCACCGAAAUUCGUUUUCGUUUAGUUGGUUCUGGCUCAGGGUCAAGGUUGGCGGUUAUAGAAUAUACUUGGCCCCCCAUAGCCUAUGAAAUAGAGGCGUUAUUCGGAGAAGAAAUAAAAAAAGGAGAGAUGUCAGCUUGUGAUCCCAAAAUUCUGGCUUUGAAAGAAGAUCUGAGGUUCACCCGACAGCACAAGGCUCAAGCUCCCAAAGGCUCCAUCGAGAUCAACCUUCCAAUCCCAGUCCAAACAGCUGUACACACCAUUAAGCCUGAAGGAAAGACGAGGAAAGAUGGCAGCCAAGCCAUUCUCGUUGAAUUAACUGCCUACCAAUCCAGCUACACAGUAAGACCAGAAGACGAAAAAAUUGUGUUCAAAACAUUAGAUGUUUGAUUCCCUUCUCGAGUCUCAUAUUUUCAGUCUACAUGUUCAUUUGUACAUAAACGACAAUAAACAACAUUGACAGGUA